Molecule: messenger RNA, 5706 nt
Organism: Zophobas morio
Lineage: Eukaryota; Metazoa; Arthropoda; Insecta; Coleoptera; Tenebrionidae
Product: receptor-type tyrosine-protein phosphatase delta-like
Exons: 32
Coding region: 77-5629 (1850 amino acids)
Biological process (GO): protein dephosphorylation
Molecular function (GO): protein tyrosine phosphatase activity; protein binding
Source: RefSeq, a predicted model, not a curated record
AUAAGUGAUCGAAAAAAACUUGUAUUGGUCUAACUAAACGUGCUACUGUUCAAUAAAUGAAUUUGUAUUCGCUAGAAUGUUAACAAAGCUCAACUUUAUUAAAAUAAUUAGUCUUGUCAUAGCGUCUUUUAAAUACUCUUGUUGUGAAAAUGUUUUUUUUGUUGUAAACGAGUACGCAGAAAGAGGAUCUCAAUUUUAUUGCAUAACAAACAGCUCGCGUGCCUUAAGUUGGGUAACUGAAGACACCACAUUCAUCACAGAUUUACAACAAGGAUCAAGAUUCCUGUCAGUCGAGGAAAAUCUCUGGAAGGUGGACUCGUAUGAAAUCGAAAACCAUGGUUGGAAGUAUGGUGAGUCAGUUGCAGAUGAAAUUAUUACCGAUCAACGUUGGGAAAACAUACAAAUUAACAAAACAGACUACGUUGAUGUGUCCUCUACAGACGAAUUACAAUUUUUAAAGAUCCUGGAGCUAAAAAGUGCAAAUUUUAAAGUCCCGCUUUCAAUCCGUACCAACCAGGAAGCUCACAUAUUUCUGUGUGAUGGUGUCACCGUCACAUCAAACUGUUAUUGGUUUCUAUUACAAGCAUUUGAAGGAACAGUGUCUGGUGUGCGAAAAUGUCCUAUUGAUACAAUACCUACAAAAAAUAAUGUAUACCCAAAGAAACCCUGCUACGAUCUUAAAGUUUCGAUAAAACACGGAUCGCAGUUUCCUAAAUUUUUAAGUAGAAGUGCUUGGCAGCACUUUAUGUUGGUAAAAGAAAAUAAUAAAAUUAGUCUUAUCAAACAAGACGGUCAGGAAAUUAUAUCAUAUACCGACAACGAAAACAUCAGAUACAAGGUAAAUAAUAUUUUAAUACACAGUAAAAGGUCUGCAGGCCUCUGGAAAAUUCAUGAAGUUAAGUAUUUUACGACUAGCCAGAGCAAAAAAACACAUUUUAACAUGACCUUACUCCCAGUAAAUGGUAAAAUUUGCAUUACUGCUUUUAUUAAAAUGUGUGAAAACUGCAAAAUUAAAUUUGUGAUUAUAAAUGCAGACAAUGAAAAACACAUUCUAGGACAAGCAACUUACCAAAAGGUGUCUCAGUGGACCCAAAUUAGGUUUAUUACAAACGCAAUAGGAUACAAAAGAGUUACACUUGCCAUUAUUACUGACGACGAAACUAGUUCAGAUCAUUACUGGGCCAUACAAGAAAUACAACAAUGUGAAGAAAAUGGUUUAAGAAUGAUUUAUUCGGAGACGCUGGCAAACUGUCAACUUUUAUCUUCCGAUAAUAAAGUCAUUUCUUUGGAUAAUGCCGUAGCAACAUCUUAUCCAGACAAGUACGCGGAGUGUGCCGAAAGCACAAUUAGUACACACUGUGUACCAUGUAACUUAUUUGUGAUUGAAAAUUGCGGAAAGCUUAAAGUAUGCGAAAACAAUCAAAACGAGUUGUUGUGUUCAUGCUCAGCUGGAUAUAAAACAGACGAUGGAAAUAUUAACUGCCAAACCAGUUGUGAUCCAGGAACCUACGGACAUUAUUGCACCAAGACGUGCAAUACGAAUUGUCAGAAUUGUGACACUGUUGAUGGAAUGUGUACAGAUUGUAGUAAUUCUUAUAUGGGCACAAAGUGUGACGUGGCGCCAAUGCCAUUUUUUAAAAAUAGUCCCGAAAUAAAAUCAUUUGGAUACACUGAAGCCGAAAUUGUUGUAAAUAAUUUUAAGUUAGAAACUUUUUCAUUCAACGCUGAUCUUUUGUACAAAUACACUGUCCAAUACAAGGAAGCAACCGCUACAAAUUGGACUUUUCACCCGUACAUCGUUUACGUAGGGAUAUCACACACAUUUACAAUCGAAAAUUUAAAACCUGGGGUAAAAUAUUACGUUAGAUCCAUUAUAAUCGAAUAUGAAACAAAUUACGACGACAUCAUUCCCACAGCUGAUUUUGUUACAAAGUGUGACGUUGUAAGCAGUGACGAUUUUCAAGUAGAAGCUACCAGUACGACAGCACUUUUAUUCGUGAAAAAAGACAGGAAUUCUAGAAUUUGCAAAUUCCUGACUCCUGAAACAAAUAUUGAAAUCCGGCCUAAUAUAUCGGAAUCUUAUUAUUAUUUGGAGGGCAUGACUUUAAAUAUCAAUGGUUUAAGACCUUUUGAGGUCUUCAAUUUGACAAUAAAAAAUAAAAACACAGUUGUGGAACGAUCAUUUCGCACAACAGAAGGAGUACCAGACGCCGUAACGAAUGUGAUUGCAAGAGCCAUUACAGAUUCCGAAAUUGUAGUAGGGUGGAACGCUCCACGUAAUCUAUACGGAAACUUUCGGGAUUUUGUUGUUUCAUAUAAGAUAAUUAAAUUUCUUACUUGUGAUUCCGCUCCAACUGUUUCCGAAGCAAUUACAAAAACUUCGACAAAGCCAUCCAUAAUUUUAUCUAACUUAAAUCCGCAUACACUAUAUUCAAUUUCUGUUAAAGCCAGAAAUACAAAAUUAUCUGGACUGGCAGAAACGGAAGAACAAAGUACCCUGCAGUCAGACAAAAUCCGUGAUCAAGAAAUACCGAAAGCAUCUUUAAAAAAAACCAAUAGUCGCUCGGUGGAAAUCGAGUUUUCGAACGUACCCUGUGGCAAUCUUGGAGCCCCACUAGAAGUUGUAACAGUUGCAGUAUGCUUAACGAACUGGUGUAAAAACCAAAAUGUAUCGAAUUCCCUCACAUAUCCUCAACAUAAGACGCUCAUUUUAAAUAAUGUUACUCCGUUCACAAAUUAUCAGCUAAAAGUUGAAUUUCAUAGAAACAAUUUCAGCAAAAUUAUUACAUUUGGUAGCUUUAAAACUAAAGCUGAAGCUCCUUAUGCUGUUAAUAAUUUGUCGGUUUAUUCAAAAAAUACACACUCGAUUUCUGUCCGAUGGCGACCACCGAGUCCUCCGACUGGAAUUGUAAAUUUGUAUCAAAUAAAAUUGCUUGAGGAAGACAGAAUUAUUAAUGUCACAGACUCGCCUUGUUUUUUAUGGUCCGAGUACCAGUGUUACACUUUCGAAAAUUUGAAAGAAAAACAGCGUUAUUCUGUUCAGUUGACUGCGAAAAAUGAGGAACCGGAUAGGUUCGGACAAUACACAUCAGUUCAGGCGUUAACGGAAACUGAACCGGCAGAGAAACCUCCCGAUGUUAUGGUCAAGUGGACUUUGGAGAAUGAUGUCAACAUAAGCUGGAAACAUCCAGUUGUAGCAAAUGGCGACAUUCAAAGUUUUAAGAUAGUUUUUGAAUAUUCAUCCAAACAGGGACGAAUUGAUAGAUUUUUGAACAUCACAAAAAGCCAAUAUAAACCUACAUAUCAAAUGACUGUAAAAUUGCAAACUAUUCAAACGUCAACACCUUAUAAAGUCGUGAUUAGAGCUUACAACGGGUUAGAUGGCGACGAAGCAUAUUUUAUGGACGUGAGUCCUCCUGAAAUUCCUUUACUUGAAGCAGAUCCAACAAUUGUUAACGUUUCAAGUAACACAGUCACACUCCAAGUCGAGAAAAGUAAAAAUUUUAACCCUAAAAACACUUAUAAACUAUUUUUGUUGGUGUCAGACGAGAGUCCACGCUCUGACUUUGAUCCAUCGGAGCUACAAAAAUUGGAGAGUCAUUUCGGAAGUCUUUCCCCAGGGAAAGUGGUUUUUGAAUGCAACAAUUUUACUGCUGCAAAACAAUUUGUAAUAGGACGCAGCAACGAAGUUGCAAAUUGCAGACAGGACUCAAAUAUUACUUUAACCACUGGAACCUCUUACAACGUAACAGUUCUGCUAGUUAGCACCUAUCAAAAUAAAAGUAGUUACAAAUUAUACUCCAAAAGUGCACUCACCUCCGGUGAACCUCUAAACUCCUCCUGGGAUUUAAGAUUUUUAGCUUUGUUGUUCUUGCUACUGAUACUAAUCCCCGUUUUCUACAUAUAUAGCUUUCACAAAAAGAAAAUGCUUGCGGCUUCAGGACAAGACGCCGUCAAUUUUGAACUGACAUCCUCAGUGGAACUACGUUUGAAUGUUGCGGGUUUAGAUCAUUUGCAAUCUAAACCAAUUAGAAACAGAAAAUUCAACAAUUACGUUAAGACCAACUUAGAAAAUAGAAAACUGGCAGCACAACAUAAUGCAAUCUUACAAACUACUGCAGCAGAAUAUGAAGAAAUCGGUGAAAAAACGUAUUUAGAACGUAUUGACUUAGACUUUACUACUGGACAUCGUAUUCCCGAAGUUUAUGCAAUCUGUGAUGUACCCAAAGAUUUUGACACCUUUUGGAAACUGGUCUGGAGCGAAAACAUUGAACACAUAGUUUUGUUAGAUAAUCUUCAGUGGCAACAAAUUAGAAAAUAUUAUUGGCCCAAAUUCGGUUUAAGUUUAGACAUCAAAAACAUCUUAGUGCACUGUAUUCACGAAGAGAUUUUCACAGAUCACGAAUACCGAACGUUUAAACUGACGUAUCAAGAUCAAACACGUGUAAUCGACCAACUUCGUUUUACGGCAUGGAUCGAUUUCGAUUUACCUCAUUCGUUGACGUUCGUCAAUUUUUUCAAAAAAAUGUCUGUAAUGUCGUUAAACAAAACUUCACCUAUUCUUGUCCACUGCAGUACUACACGUGCAGGAACCGGUUUUGCUUUGUUAUGUGACAUGUGCUUAAGAAUUUCUAAAAAAGACAACGUUGUUGAUGUAUUCAAGAACAGUCAAAUCCUGAAGGAUUCCAACUUUAACUUGAUAGAUAGUUAUAAGUGUUAUCAACUGGCUCAUUUAGUUAUUUUAGAAUGUCUGCUUUCUUUUGAAUUGGACGUGGAGGUGGAUCUACUCGAUAAUAAAUCUGAGCCUUCGGUACUUUCUGAGAAAGAACUCAAAAAAUAUUUAACAUACAUGAAAAACACCGCUUGGAUAGAUGAAUUAAGUCCCGACAAAAAUCGAGACAGCAACAUAUACUUUCGUGUUGAUGCUCCAAGAUACGAAGGUGAGCUUCUGUUAAGGCCUUAUUCUCCUGAUGAAGAAAUCGACUCUUUUUUAUCUUCCCUCGACGGAGUCAUAAUUGAUGAUUGUUCGUGUCCGAAGAAGUAUAUAUUACUUAAGCACCCUCAGCAAAACAAUCUGGAACAAUUUUGGACAAUGGUGUCGAAAGUGGAUGUUUCUGUAAUUAUUAAUCUGAACGAAAACGACUUUUUUGGUGCCAAUCUGCUGCUGAACCAAGGCGGCUUACAAGUUAGUAAAACCCUGAUUCUUAAACUCGUAAUUGUUACUCAUUUCAAGUGUUACGAUUGGAUAACUGUACGAGUGCUUAUCGAUGGACAAAAGCACAGCAAAGACGUAAAAGUCUUUUGGAUGAAGAACUGGUCGGGAGAAAAAGUUUGUCCACCGUCUGUAGAGGAUUUUGUAGAGUUUUGUAUCGAGACUAGCAGGGUAACGGCUGUUUGUAAUUCUGUACUAAUUACAUGCCGUGACGGAGCUACAGCAUCGGGACUGUAUGUGGCGAUGUCUUACAACAUAGAAAACUUUAAAAAAGAGAACAAAUGCGUCAUUUGUACUUCCGCAAGACUUGUAAGACGAUAUCGUCACCAAUUUGCAACAAAAGAUGAGCAGCUGAAAUUCCUUUGGGAAGCAACUGAAUAUUUCGUACAACAAUUUAAGUUGUACGAAACGUUGUAAUUAGCAAGAAAUCAUUUGAUUUUUUUAUUUACAACUGAUUUUUAUAUUGUUGAUUAAUAAUAAAAUAGUUAAACGCA